This is a messenger RNA of Penicillium vulpinum, 948 nucleotides long. RefSeq names its product sterol desaturase family protein. Gene Ontology annotation, molecular function: C-4 methylsterol oxidase activity; iron ion binding. Bases 1 to 948 code for a protein of 315 amino acids. NCBI's taxonomy places the organism in Eukaryota, Fungi, Ascomycota, Eurotiomycetes, Eurotiales, Aspergillaceae. Gene Ontology annotation, biological process: ergosterol biosynthetic process. The transcript has 2 exons. The record is from RefSeq and is a predicted model, not a curated record.
AUGGAGGCCCUCUUAUCACUACCGAUGCUAUCCGUCUUCCUAAUUCCAGUCCUGUCAUCCUACAGCACCAGCCUAAACCUCCUCUUCUUCUACAUAACUUGGUCAACGCUAGUACUGUCACAUUCCCGACUCCGCGUGGAGCUUUUCGGAACGAUCGCCGUGCGCAUGCUAUUCUAUGUAUUACCGUCCAUUAUCUUCUUUCUCUUCGAUAUCCUGACCCCGUCAGCUGCGGUUCUCAUCAAGGCACAUGGCACGACCGGCUUGCCAGGUGGGAAGAGGCGACGUCGGAUCCGCGCGAAGGAAUUCAAGGUCGCCGGGUGGGCACUGUUCAAUUUAUUCUUGAGUAUCGCUGUGCAGGGGGCACUUGAGAUGGUACUUGUCCAGACGCUCGGCAAGCGCAGUGCGCUGAAAGUAUCGCUGAAGCUUCCUAUGCCAUUUGAAUUCCUCACAUAUUUCAUUCACCGCUACGCUCUUCACUCAAGGAGGUCUCCUCUGCUUGCCAAAUGGCACCGGUCUUGGUAUCAUUCGUUGGUUGCUCCGUUCCCAUUGAGCGCGCAUUACGACCACCCGAUCCCCUACCUGAUUCUCAAGUUCAUCCCGACCUAUGCGCCGGCCAUCAUCUUCCGCUUCCAUAUGCUCACGUAUCUCUUGUACCUACUGUUUAUCUCUGUUGAGGAGACCUUCGCAUACUCUGGAUAUACUGUCAUGCCGACAAAAUUCUUUUUGGGUGGGAUCUCCCGUCGCGCAGAUAUGCAUCUGUUGAUGGGUGGAAGGGGGAAUUAUGGCCCAUGGGGUAUUAUGGAUUGGAUUUUGAGUACCGCUGUUGGAGAAUCGACUAGCGAUGGGAAUUCGAGCGAGUCGGCAGAUGAGCAGGAUAUUCGUAAAGCGUAUGAGGCUGCGAAGCGGAAGGCUAUCAACCCUUCAUCAAAGCCAAAGGGGCGACGAUGA